Malaya genurostris is the source of this 683-nucleotide messenger RNA. RefSeq names its product NADH dehydrogenase [ubiquinone] 1 beta subcomplex subunit 6 (gene ND-B17). Bases 132 to 629 code for a protein of 165 amino acids. Lineage: Eukaryota; Metazoa; Arthropoda; Insecta; Diptera; Culicidae. The transcript has 3 exons. Gene Ontology annotation, biological process: mitochondrial electron transport, NADH to ubiquinone. The record is from RefSeq and is a predicted model, not a curated record.
CCACUGGGCAUUUUGUUUUUCUUUCUGCUGCUGGCUGAGUGUGCCAGUCUAAAAAAUUAGCUUUUCAAUAUCGUCGUCGUUGACAAAAGUGAACGAUUUUCUACGAGUGGCUUAUAAUAUUUGAAGUUACGAUGACUUCCCCGGCUUCCCAAACCGGCGGUGCAACGCCCAUGACCAUCACGGGCCGAAUGGUCCGUGAACGGGAGCGUUUGCUCAAUAUGACCCCGGAGGAGCGUAUGUGGCGUGCUCAGUGGCUGAAGGAUCAACAAUUGUCCCCUAACGAACCUCGUUUCGUUCCGGAAUAUUGGAGAGAGCGUAUAAAUCCAAUUCGACGAUUUUAUCGUGCACCUCUUGAUCUAGUGCAGAAAGGCUUGACUCCGGUUAUAGGCCAUAAUUGGGCUUUUGCGAUUCGUUUCUGGACCGGUAAAAUUGCAUUGGCAGCAUGUUCUAUUUACGCAGGAUAUUACUAUUUCAAAUACAAUCAAAACGACUGGACUCGAAAAGGUGGUUGGCGUGUGAUUAGCUCCCGAAACGCAGUAUUUCCGGGCGAUGAGGGUUUCCCCAAUUAUCCACAACGUUCCAGUCAUAGCGAUUAUGCUGCUCGUGGCUUCAAAGAAUCACCGAUAUAAAUAAAGAGUUUUCUUUUAGUACAUUUGUGGGAAAUAAAUAAUUGCACAUAUUUA